Molecule: messenger RNA, 507 nt
Organism: Meleagris gallopavo (turkey)
Lineage: Eukaryota; Metazoa; Chordata; Aves; Galliformes; Phasianidae
Source: RefSeq, a predicted model, not a curated record
AUGCUAUGUAUUGUGUGUUUUCCUGGGGUGUCACGGCUGCAGGCAAACCUGAAGAAGUUCAUGGAAUACGUGCAAAUGCUGAACGCGGAGAAAGUCUGCAGACUGCUGGAGAAAGGACUGGAUCCCAACUUCCACGACCCGGACACUGGAGAAUGUCCCCUGACGGCGGCAGCUCAGCUGGAGCUCAGCACUGAGAUGAUCAAAGCUCUGCGGAAUGGGGGAGCGCAUCUGGACUUCCGCACACGGGAGGGAAUGACGGCACUUCACAAAGCUGUGCGGUGCCGCAACCACGCGGCGCUGCUGACACUGCUGGAUCUGGGGGCCUCCCCAGACUACAAGGACAGCCGGGGGCUGACACCACUGUACCACAGUGCCAUGGUGGGUGGAGAUCCCUACUGCUGUGAGCUGCUGCUGCACGACUACGCUCGGCUGGGCUGCGUGGAUGAGAACGGCUGGCAGGAGAUCCACCAGGUCAUUGGCAUCGUUAAAGGCCUGGCUGUUAAUUAA